Rhizopus microsporus ATCC 52813 is the source of this 2130-nucleotide messenger RNA. Its product is annotated as glutamine synthetase/guanido kinase. The transcript has 4 exons. NCBI's taxonomy places the organism in Eukaryota, Fungi, Mucoromycota, Mucoromycetes, Mucorales, Rhizopodaceae. The record is from RefSeq and is a predicted model, not a curated record. The coding region runs from base 1 to 2130 and encodes 709 amino acids. Gene Ontology annotation, molecular function: glutamine synthetase activity.
AUGGCCAAGAUGUUGCCCAAGCCUGUUUACAAGACCUUUGUAGAAAUCUCCAAGGGUAAGAAAACUAUGGACAAGGCUACGGCUGAUGCUAUUGCUCAUGCUGUCAAGGUUUGGGCUAUCGAACGCGGUGCUACUCACUUCACUCAUUGGUUCCAACCUUUGAAUGACGGUACUGCUGAAAAGCACGAUUCAUUCUUAUCUCUCAAAUCAACCUUUGUUGACGGUUCCGAAGUGGUUACUGCCAUUGAUACUUUCUCUGGCUCUCAAUUACUUCAAUCCGAACCCGAUGCCUCUUCCUUCCCCUCCGGUGGUAUGCGUACUACCUUUGAAGCUCGUGGUUACACUGUUUGGGAUAGCAAGAGUCCUAUGUUCAUCUCUGACGGUCCUCAUGGUACCUCUAUCCUUUACAUUCCCUCCGUUUUCAUUUCUUAUAAUGGUGAAGCUUUGGAUGAAAAGUCUGUUCUUUUGAGAUCAUGUGAAGCUUUGGAAAAGGUUGCUUUGGACAUCUUAAACAUCAUUACUCCUGUUGAAGCUGAAGCUCGUUCUAAGCUUGUCUACGUCACCUUGGGUACUGAACAAGAAUACUUCUUGAUCGACCGUGCUUUAUAUACCCUUCGUCCUGAUCUUAAAAUCACUGGUCGUACCUUGAUUGGUGGCCUUCCUCCUCGUCACCAACAACUAGAAGAUCACUACUUUGGUAAGAUCCCCACUCGUGUCUUAUCUGCCAUCAGUGAAUGUGAACUUGAACUUGCCAAGUUGGGUGUUCCUAUCAAGACCCGCCACAACGAAGUUGCACCUGCUCAAUUCGAAGUCGCUCCUAUCUUUGAAGAUGUUCUUUCUGCUGUUGAUCACAACUUGCUCACUAUGGAUGUCUUCCAUCGUGUUGCUCACCGUCACAAGUUGAAGGUUCUCUUCCACGAAAAGCCUUUCAAGGGUGUCAAUGGUUCUGGCAAGCACUGUAACUGGAGUUUGUCCACCGAUACCGGUGACAAUCUCUUGGACCCCAGCAACACCCCUGAAAAGAACUUGCGCUUCCUCAUCUUCUUGGUCGCCGUUCUCAAGGCUGUCUUGGAUCACGGUGAUCUUUUACGUGCCGGUGUUGCCUCUGCCUCCAAUGACCAUCGUCUUGGUGCUCAAGAAGCUCCUCCUGGUAUCAUCUCCGUCUUCUUGGGUUCUCAAUUGACCGAAGUCUUGAAUGCCAUUGAAGAAAACCGUCCUAUCAACUACGAACUUGCUGGUAAUGACCUCAAGAAUGUCCGUGUCAAGGGCACCGUCUUGGAUCUCAAGGUGACCAGCUUGCCUCCUAUUGCUCGUGACUUGACCGACCGUAACCGUACUUCUCCUUUUGCCUUCACUGGUAACAAGUUUGAAUUCCGUGCUGUCGGUUCCAAGCAAUCUCCUUCUUUCCCCGUUACUUUGUUGAACUCUGCUGUCGCCAAGGCAUUGAAUGAGAUUUUGGGUGAUUUGAAGCAGCAAAAGGGCGAUAAGCCCGUCGCUUCUGAAGAAGACCAAAUGGCUGUCAUCCGUAAAUACAUCAAGAUCACCAAGAACAUCCGCUUCGAAGGUGACAACUACUCUCAAGAAUGGGUUGAAGAAGCCGCUAAACGUGGAUUACCCAACAUUGUAAAGAGUCCUGAAGCCUUUGCUCGUCUGUUGAGAAAGGAAAAUGCAGAUAUGCUCAAGGACAUGGGUGUCUUCUCUGACGCUGAAUUGCACUCUCGUUACCACAUCUUGACUGAGAAAUACGCCAAGGAAGUCACAAUUGAAGCUCAAACAAUCAUCACGAUGGUCAUUCAACAAGUCUUGCCUGCUGCUUACCAAUACAGACACGAUUUGGCUGAAGCUGCUUCAUUUAUGAAGAACAUUGGCGUUGAGGCCUCUCCUGAAAUUGACUUGCUCAAUGAAUUGACACCUAUCGUCGCCACCCUUCAAAAGGAUAUCACUGCUCUCAAAUAUCUCUUGGUCGAGCUUAAUGAAGUUGAAGAUGUUGUCAAGUUGGCUGAUGCCUGCUGUCACCAAGUCUUAGCUAAGAUGGAUGCUAUUCGUGAAUUGACUGACAAGUUGGAACGUAACGUCGCCGACAAGUUGUGGCCAUUCCCCAAGUACACUGAGUUAUUCUUGAACAUUUAA